Molecule: messenger RNA, 1930 nt
Organism: Aegilops tauschii subsp. strangulata
Lineage: Eukaryota; Viridiplantae; Streptophyta; Magnoliopsida; Poales; Poaceae
Product: general transcription factor IIH subunit 2
Biological process (GO): DNA-templated transcription; nucleotide-excision repair; regulation of transcription by RNA polymerase II
Cellular component (GO): transcription factor TFIIH holo complex; transcription factor TFIIH core complex
Molecular function (GO): zinc ion binding
Source: RefSeq, a predicted model, not a curated record
GCUUCCUCUGCUAGACUACGGCGGCGGCCGAGCCUCGAGCAGCCCGUCCGUCCGGCGACGUUCCGCCCCCGCCGCCCGCCGGCCGCCGGUGUGUGUCCCGCCGCCAGCCUCCCCGAUCUCCGUUCUGAACCCCGAGUCCCGACCUCCUGCUGUCCCGCCUGACCCCAACGCCGAGACAGCUCAGAAAGGUCAAGAAAAGCCCCCCACAAAAGGCCCAGGAGCCCCAAACCCAAACACAGCCGCCCAGGCCCAUCAUCUCCUGGUCCCGACCUCGCACUCCCCCAUCCCAGCAUCCAACUCCGCCUCCACCUCGCCGCCGGCCCCACCAUGUACGGCGUCGGCGUCGGCGGCGGCGGAGGCGGGUUCAACGCGCCGUCCACGGCCUCCGGGCGGCGCAAAAACCAGGAGGACGACGAGGAAGAGGAGGAGGAGGAGACGGGCGACGGCCGCGUCCUCGAGGCAUGGGAGCGCGCCUACGCCGACGACCGCUCGUGGGAGGCGCUGCAGGAGGACGAGUCGGGCCUGCUCCGCCCCAUCGACACCAAGAACCUCGUCCACUCGCAGUACCGCCGCCGCCUCCUGCUCCGCUCCGCCGCCGCCGCGGCCCGCAUCCAGAAGGGCCUCAUCCGCUACCUCUACAUCGUCAUCGACCUCUCCAAGGCAGCUUCAGAAAUGGAUUAUCGCCCUAGUCGAAUGGCUGUUGUUGCUAAGUGUGCUGAGGCAUUCAUAAGGGAAUUCUUCGAUCAGAAUCCCUUGAGCCAUGUUGGGCUAGUGACAAUUAAAGAUGGCAUUUCUCAUCGACUGACGGAGAUUGGAGGGAGUCCAGAGUCACAGAUUAACGCAUUGAUGGGCAAGCUUGAGUGUUCUGGUGAUUCAUCUCUGCAGAAUGCUCUAGAACUUGUCAAUGGUUACUUGAACCAGAUUCCUUCCUAUGGUCACAAGGAAGUAUUAUUUUUGUACUCCGCACUGAACACAUGUGAUCCUGGUGAUAUCAUGGAGACAAUAGAAAAAUGCAAGAAAUCCAAAGUUAGAUGUUCUGUUAUUGGGCUUGCUGCAGAAAUUUUCAUUUGCAAGCAUCUCUGUGAAGAGACUGGUGGAUCCUAUACGGUUGCACUAGACGAGUCCCACUUCAAGGAAUUGCUGCUUGAACAUGCUCCUCCACCACCUGCCAUUGCAGAGUAUGCUGCAGCUAAUUUGAUUAAGAUGGGUUUUCCACAGAGGGGAGCAGAGGAUCUUAUCUCCAUCUGCUCUUGCCACAAGAAAAUUAAGUCUGGCGCUGAAGGUUACAUAUGUCCCAGAUGCAAAGUUAAUGUAUGUGAGCUUCCAACGGAGUGCCGAACAUGUGGUCUAACACUUGUUAGUUCCCCACAUCUGGCACGAUCCUAUCACCAUCUCUUCCCUGUAGCGCCGUUUGAUGAGGUGACGUUCAAAUUAGGUCAAAAGGGAGGACAAAAUUGUUUUGGCUGCCAGCAGAGUCUCAUUAACACCGGUGGCCAGUCUAAUAUCCAUGUCCGCUGUCCAAAAUGCAACCACCACUUCUGCUUUGACUGUGAUAUUUACAUCCAUGAGAGCUUGCAUAACUGCCCCGGUUGCGAGAGUCAGCGCAGUUCAUCUCGGUAGAGAUGUCAUCUUGUGCAUUGUUCAGGUGUUGAUCCUUUUUUGAGUCGGAGCUGCGCAUUGUUGUAAGCUUUCUGGUGCACUGACAUUGAUGACAGUAUUGCUGGAUAAUCAAACAGUGUACAGAUAACACCUGUCAUCCUUUGUUGGCGCCUCUUGUUAGAUUGGGCUAGCUAGUUAAUAUCUAUUGAUGCAAUUAGAGGUCGAGGUGCUAUGAGAAGAGACGUGAGAAAUGUACAACGUGAAUGGAAACCUGCUGCUUCUUGCUGUUUUUUUAUGGAGCAAGAUCAAUAUAUGUUAUUUUCUUCAUUCA